Acanthosepion pharaonis is the source of this 5043-nucleotide messenger RNA. The record is from the annotation of a GenBank genome assembly. Lineage: Eukaryota; Metazoa; Mollusca; Cephalopoda; Sepiida; Sepiidae.
AUGGAAGCCAACAAUCGAGGUUUGGUUACUGAUCUUUGCACAAAAGCGGGUUUCUUUGAUGCAAAACAAAGAGAUUCUUUCCAUAGAAGAAUGAUUCCGAAGAAUACCCAAGACGGCUCGCCAUUAACAAGAGAACGGAUGAAGACGGAUCAGGUUAAAGACGCUGAAGGCCUGAAGAAUGAUACACUUACUUACGUCCAUUUUUUUUUCUUUUUAGACGAGAUUUUUUCAUUCUUAGUUGUUGUUCACAUUCGUUUUUCUUUCUUUCUUUCUUUCUGUUUUUUUCUUUCGUUCUUUAUUUCUCAUACGUUUAAUUUUUUUCUCAUCAAUUUAUCUGUCAUUGUUUUCUUUGUUUCUUUCUCUUCUUUCUUUUUCUUUCUUUCGUUCUCCUUUCUUUCUUUCUUUCUUUCUUUUUCCUUUCGCAUUAGUUACCUUUCUUUCUUUCUUUUUCCUUUUUUCUUUCUUUUUCUUUCGUUCUUUCUUUCUUUCGCAUUAGUUCUUUCUUUUUCGUUUUUUCUUUCUUUCUUUCUUCUUUCUUUCUUUCUUUCUUUCUUUCUUUCUCAUUUGUCACGUUUCUUUCUUUCUUUCUUUCUUUCGCAUUUGUUACGUUUCUUUCUUUUUCUGUUUUCUUUGUUCUUUCUUUCUUUUUCCUUUUUUCUUUCUUUUUCUUUCGUUCUUUCUUUUUUUCGCAUUAGUACUUUCUUUUUCGUUUUUUCUUUCUUUCUUUCUUUUUUCUUUCUUUCUUUCUUUCUUUCUUUUUUCUUUUUUUCUUUCUUUCUUUCUUUCUGUUUUUUUCUUUCGUUCUUUCUUUCUCAUUUGUCACGUUUCUUUCUUUCUUUCUUUCUUUCUUUCUUUCUUUCUUUUUUUCUUUCUUUCUUUCUUUCUUUCUUUCUCAUUUGUCACGUUCCAACCCCUCCACAUGCUCUCUCUUCCUUCCUUCCUCUUCGCCCUUUCUUUCUUUCUUUCUUUCUUUCUUUCUUUCCAACCCCUUCACAUGCUCUCUCUUCCUUCCUUCCUCUUCCUUUCUUUCUUUCUUUCUUUCUUUCUUUCUUUUCUUUCUUUCUUUCUUUCUUUCUUUCCAACCCUCCACGCUCUCUCUUCCUUCCUUCCUCUUCGCCCUUUCUUUCUUUCUUUCUUUUUUUUUCUUUCUUUUUCUUUCUUUCUUUCUUUCUUUCUUUCUUUCUUUUUUUUUCCAACCCCUCCACAUGCUCUCUCUUCCUUCCUUCCUCUUCGCCUUUCUUUCUUUCUUUCUUUCUUUUCUUUCUUUCUUUCUUUCUUUCUUUCUUUCUUUCUUUCUUUUCCUUCCCUCUUGCCCUUUCUUUCCUUCCUUCCUCUUCGCCCUUUCUUUCUUUCUUUCUUUCUUUCUUUCUUUCUUUCUUUUUCUUUCUUUCUUUUCCAACCCCUCCCAUGCUCUCUCUUCCUUCCUUCCUCUUCGCCCUUUCUUUCUUUCUUUCUUUUCCAACCCCUCCACAUGCUCUCUCUUCCUUCCUUCCUCUUCGCCCUUUCUUUCUUUCUUUCUUUCUUUCUUUCUUUCUUUCUUUCUUUCUUUCUUUCUUUCUUUCUUUCCAACCCCUCCACAUGCUCUCUCUUCCUUCCUUCCUCUUCGCCCUUUCUUUCUUUCUUUCUUUCUUUCUUUCUUUCUUUCUUUCUUUCUUUCUUUCUUUCUUUUCUUUCCAACCCCUCCACAUGCUCUCUCUUCCUUCCUUCCUCUUCUUUCCCUUUCUUUCUUUCUUUCUUUCUUUCUUUCUUUCUUUCUUUUCUUUCUUUCUUUUCCAGCCCCCUCCCAUGCACUCUCUUCCUUCCUUCCUCUUCGCCCUUUCUUUUUCUUUCUUUCUUUCUUUCUUUCUUUCUUUCUUUCUUUCUUUCCAACCCCUCCACAUGCUCUCAUUUCCUUCCUUCCUUCCUACCUUCCUCUUUUUUCUUCCUUCCUUCCUCUUCGCCCUUUCUUUUUUUCUUUCUUUCUUUCUUUCUUUCUUUCUUUCUUUCUUUCUUUCUUUCUUCAAUUCCGUCUUUUAUUUCCUUUUCGUUUCCGCUCUUUCUUUCUUUCUUUCUUUCUUUCUUUCCAACCCCUCCCAUGCUCUCAUUUCCUUCCUUCCUUCCUUCCUCUUUUUUUCUUCCUUCCUUCCUCUUCGUUCUUUCUUUUUUCUUUCUUUCUUUCUUUCUUUCUUUCUUUCUUUCUUUCUUCUUUCUUUCUUUUAUUUCCUUUUUUCGUUUCCGCUCUUUCUUUCUUUCUUUCUUUCUUUCUUUCUUUCUUUCUUUCUUUCUUUCUUUCUUUUCCAACCCCUCCACAUGCUCUCAUUUCCUUCCUUCCUUCCUUCCUUCCUUCCUUCCUUCCUUCCUUCCUUCCUUCCUCUUUUUUCUUCCUUCCUUCCUCUUCGCUCUUUCUUUCUUUCUUUCUUUCUUUCUUUCUUUCUUUCUUUCUUUUCAAUUUCUUAUAUUUCCUUUUUGUUUGAGCUUUGUUUGUUUGUUUCUUUCUUUCUUUCCCGCUUAUCCCCACUCAUCUCUAUCGUCUGUUUUCCUUUUUGCAUAUCCCACUUUUUCUUGAACUAUUUCAUUUUUGCCUAUCGGGCGAUCCACAACACCAUUGCUGCCAUUGCUUUCACAACCGUUGGAUCUACAGGUGAUCUCAUCCGUUCGUUCCGCCGGCAGUCAGUCUUCGCAUACGAUCUAUCUAUCUAUCUAUCUAUCUAUCUAUCUAUCUAUCUCAGUCUUGUCAUAUCUAUCUAUCUAUCUAUCUAUCUAUCUAUCUAUCUAUCUAUCUAUCUAUCUACCAUCCAUCCAUCCAUCUUUUAUCUAUCUAUCUAUCUAUCUCAUCUAUCUAUCUAUCUAUCUAUCUUUAUCUAUCUUAGCUUCUUCAUAUCUAUCUAUCUAUCUAUCUAUCUAUCUAUCUAUCUAUGUUUUUCUGCAAGACUUCACAUCGUCGGACGAUGGACAAUCUACUCACACAUCUCUCUCUCUUUUCUCAAACUACAUCUCUUCUUAUACAUCCAUCGCUCCCUCUUUUCUACACUCUGUCUCUCUUAUAGACUAAUUUCUUUUCUUCACUAUGCCUCUCACCCUAAGCAGUCUCUCUCUCUCUCUCUGCGCAUAUAUAUUCCGUUCCUACACUCUCAUCUCUCUCUCAAUUCACUCUCAUGCCACCCAGUCUCUCUCUCUUCCAUGCUCGCAGCACUCCCUCUUUUCUCUCUCAUUUCUUUCUUCUACUAUUUCAUCUCUCUCUUCUACAGGCAUCUCUCUCCCCUACAAGCUGUUCACACUCUCUCUUUCACACUCUCAUAUCUCCAUCUUAACUGCACUCUCAUCUCUAUCUUUCUUCUACUCUCUCAUUUCUCUCUUUCUUCUACUAUCUUAUCUCUCUCUCUUCUACGGCCAUCUCUCUGCGCUACAAGCUCAUCACACUCUCUCUUCUACUCCCUCAUACCUCCAUCUUUACUGCACUCUCAUCUCUCUCUCACAUUUCACUCUCAUAUCUCCCACUCUAUCUCUCUUCUACGCUCACAUCUCUCUCUUCUACUCUCUUUAUUCCUCUCUUUCUUCUACUAUCUUAUCUCUCUCCGUCUUCUACAGUUUUCUCUCUCCCCUACACGUUCAUCACACUCUCUCUUCUACUCUCUCAUAUCUCCAUCUUUGUUGCACUCUCAUCUCUCUCUCUCUCAUUUCACUCUCAUAUCUCCUACUCUCUCUCUCUCUUUUACGCUCUCUCGUCUACUCUCUCAUUUCUUUCUUUCUUCUACUAUCUCAUCUCUCUCUCUUCUACGGCCAUCUCUCUCCCCUACAAACUCAUCACACUCUCUCUUCUACUCUCUCAUAUCUCCAUCGUUGUUGCACUCUCAUCUCUCUCUCUCUCAUUUCACUCUCAUUCUCUCCUCUCUCUCUCUCUUUUACGCUCUCAUCUCUCUCGUCUACUCUCUCAUUUCUUUCUUUCUUCCACUAUCUCAUCUCUCUCUUCUUCACGCCAUCUCUCUCCCCUACAAACUCAUCACACUCUCUCUUCUCUCUCAUAUCUCCAUCGUUGUUGCACUCUCAUCUUUCUCUCUCUCACUCAUUUCACUCUCAUAUCUCCUACUCUCUCUCUCUUUUACGCUCUCAUCUCUCUCUCGUCUACUCUCUCAUUUCUUUCUUUCUUCCACUAUCUCAUCUCUCUCUCUCAAAUAUCUCUCUCCCCCACGCUCAUCUCUCUCUCUUCUACUCUCUCAUAUUUCCAUCUUUGUUGCACUCUCAUCUCUCUCUCAUUUCACUCUCAUAUCUCCCACACUUUCUUUCUUCUACUCUCUCAUGUCUCUCUCUUCUACUCUCUCAUUUCUUUCUUUCUUCCACUAUCUCAUCUCUCUCUCUUCUACGGCCAUCUCUCUCCCCUACACGCUCAUCACACUCUCUCUUCUACUCAUAUCUCCAUCGUUGUUGCAUUCUCAUCUCUCUCUCAUUUCACUCUCAUAUCUCCUACUCUCUCUCUCUCUUUUACGCUCUCAUCUCUCUCUCGUCUACUCUCUCAUUUCUUUCUUUCUUCCACUAUCUCAUCUCUCUCUCUUCUACGGCCAUCUCUCUCCCCUACAAACUCAUCACACUCUCUCUUCUACUCUCUCAUAUCUCCAUCGUUGUUGCAUUCUCAUCUCUCUCUCUCUCUCAUUUCACUCUCAUAUCUCCUACUCUCUCUCUCUUUUACGCUCUCAUCUCUCUCUCGUCUACUCUCUCAUUUCUUUCUUCCACUAUCUCAUCUCUCUCUCUUCUACGGCCAUCUCUCUCCCCUACAAACUCAUCACACUCUCUCUUCUACUCUCUCAUAUCUCCAUCGUUGUUGCACUCUCAUCUCUCUCUCUCUCUCUCUCAUUUCACUCUCAUAUCUCCUACUCUCUCUCUCUCUUUUACGCUCUCAUCUCUCUCUCGUCUACUCUCUCAUUUCUUUCUUUCUUCCACUAUCUCAUCUCUCUCUCUUCUACGGCCAUCUCUCUCCCCUACACGCUCAUCACACUCUCUCUUCUACUCUCUCAUAUCUCCAUCUUUACUGCACUCUCAUCUGUCUUACAUUUCUAUGUCAUAACCUAA